UGUCAGCUGUAAAAGGGAAGGCGGGAAGUUCACUUCCCGCGAAGGCGGCCGCCCCUCCAGCCCAACGUCGCACCUCCCCUCUUUCAAAUUUCAAUCUUCAUUCGAAUAUGGUCCCCAGCACUUCCGGUUCAUGCUCUUCUCGCCUCUCCAGCUUUCGACGUCCCGGGCCCAAUAGCGUAAAUCGUCCAGCUUAGGUUAGGGCGCUCAACUACACGAUAUAGAACUAGGGUUCCUGCUCCAUGCUCGCCCGAUGGGGAACAAGGCCACGGAGGAGCAAAUCGGCGUCGUCCGCUCCGUGGUCGGCCGGGAUUUCUCGGAUAUGGACAUAAUCCGUGCCCUUCACAUGGCCAACAACGAUGCUGCCGCCGCCAUCAACAUCAUCUUCGACACCCCGCACAUCCGCCUCACCGGCGAACCCACCGCCUCCACUACCACUACCGCCACCGCUCGAAAGAAAAGCCUCACUCCUCCCGUGGUUCCGGAUCGCGAAGAGGUCGUUCGGAGAACCAACAUGGAUCUGCCUGUGGAUCCCAAUACCGACAAUGAUGCGGUGCGGCCGUCUGGACCUGCUACCUCCAGGACAUCGGACAGCGACUGGUGGCUCGUUGGAAGCUCCGAGCUUUCUGGGCUGUCAACAUGCAAGGGGAGGCGGCUCAAGGCUGGCGAUAGGGUCACCUUCUCCUUCCCUCCCGCAAAUACCUCGACUUCUUCUCCUUCAACCGCAAGAUUUCCUGGCCGAGGGCGGUCCCUGGCUUCUUGUUCUGACAUCGUGCGGUUCUCUACUCAAGAACACGGAGAGAUUGGUCGCAUCCCAAACGAGUGGGCACGUUGCAUUUUGCCGCUUGUGAGGGCGAAUAAGAUCAGAAUCGAAGGUAGCUGCAAGUCUGCUCCAGAUGCCCUUGGCAUCAUGGACACUAUUCUCUUGUCAGUCAGUGUAUACAUCAACAGUUCGAUGUUCCGCAAGUACCAUCAGACAUCAGUGAAGCCUGCUCGUCCUGCAUCCGUGGAGUCUACAGUUCAUCCGCUUCCAAACCUGUUUAGAUUGCUCGGGCUUACUCCUUUCAAGAAGGCUGAGAUUACUCCAGAGGACCUUUACAGUAGGAAACGGCCCACGGCCUCCAAGGACAGCUCUGGAGUGCUUGUACCUUCAGAAAGAUGUAGAAAAGUAUCUAAUAGUGGAAGCAAAAUAGAAAAUGAUCAUGAGAUUAUUUCAGAUUCUGAUUUGGAUAAUAUUGUCGGAAUCUCAGACCGCUCGGAAUUAGAGGAAAUGGUGCCACCAGAAACUCUGCAAUGCGAGCUACGUCCUUACCAAAAACAGGCUCUUCACUGGAUGGUGCAGAUUGAGAAAGGAAGAUGCUUUGAGGAGGCGGCAACAACUCUUCACCCAUGUUGGGAUGCAUACCGCCUUGCAGAUAAGAGAGGACUUGUUGUUUACUUGAAUGUGUUUUCGGGUGAUGCUUCUAGUGAAUUUCCUAGCACUCUUGAAAUUGCGAGAGGAGGGAUUCUGGCAGACGCAAUGGGACUAGGAAAGACAAUUAUGACAAUAGCUCUUCUUCUUGCCUAUUCUAAUCAAGGGUGCUCACCCACUUCCCCUGCAAGUCAGGCCUUUCUUGAAGCUAAUGAAAGGAGCCACAUGUCUGAUCAAUCUCCAAAUGAUUUGAAGAAACUAAUAGGCAUUUCUGGCUUCUGCAAGCUGUUGAAACCUAAGGCUACACUUGUAGGUGGCGGUAGUCUAAUUGUUUGUCCUAUGACAUUGCUUGGCCAAUGGAAGGCUGAGAUUGAAACACAUGUUCAGCCAGGUGCUCUUACUGUUUAUGUUCACUAUGGACAAAGCAGACCAAAGGAUGCAAAAUUUCUAGCCCAGAGUGAUGUUGUCCUGACCACCUAUGGUGUGUUAGCAUCAGAAUUUUCAGCUGAGAAUGCUGAAGGUAAUGGUGGGCUUUACUCUGUCCGGUGGUUCAGGAUUGUGCUUGAUGAAGCACAUACUAUAAAAUCAUCUAAAAGCCAAAUUUCCAUGGCUGCUGCUUCUCUCACUGCUGAUCGGCGGUGGUGUCUCACAGGCACACCUAUUCAAAACAACCUGGAGGAUAUAUACAGUCUUCUUCGGUUUUUGAAAGUAGAGCCUUGGGCAGACUGGGGGCUGUGGCAUAAACUCAUACAAAAGCCAUAUGAGGAAGGUGAUGAACGUGGAUUAAAGCUGGUGCAGUCCAUAUUAAAGCCAAUAAUGUUAAGGAGAACGAAGUCCAGCACAGAUAGAGAUGGCAGGCCAAUCCUUGUUCUGCCUCCGGCAAAUGUUGAAGUACAUUAUUGUGAGAUGUCAGCAGCUGAGAAGGACUUCUAUGAGGCUCUGUUUAGAAGAUCAAAGGUAAAGUUCGACCAGUUUGUUGAGCAAGGGCGUGUUCUUCACAAUUAUGCUUCAAUAUUGGAGUUGCUUUUACGCCUUCGUCAAUGUUGUGAUCAUCCAUUCCUUGUAAUGAGCCGUGGUGAUACACAAGAAUACUCCAAUCUGAACAAACUGGCAAAGCGGUUCCUUAAAGGUGGUAAGGAUGCUGAUGGCAGAGACUCUAGUGCUAUCCCUUCAAGGGCAUACAUUAAAGAGGUUGUGGAAGAGUUGCGUAAAGGCGAAGAAGGAGAGUGUCCAAUUUGCCUAGAAGCUUUUGAAGAUGCAGUAUUAACACCAUGCGCUCACCGUUUGUGUCGGGAAUGCCUCUUGGCUAGUUGGCGGAGCACCAUGAGUGGUCUUUGCCCUGUUUGUAGGAAAUCCAUGAAUAAGCAAGAUCUUAUAACCGCUCCUACUGAUAAUCGAUUCCAGAUAGAUAUUGAGAAGAAUUGGGUAGAAUCCUCAAAAGUUUCAGUUCUUCUUCGAGAACUGGAAAACCUUCGUAGUCUUGGUGCCAAAAGCAUUGUCUUUAGCCAGUGGACUGCUUUUUUGGAUCUUCUCCAGAUCCCUCUUUCUCGACACAAUCUCACAUUUGUUCGACUGGACGGGACCUUAAAUCAACAGCAACGGGAAAAAGUAAUAAAUGAGUUUUCAGAGGAUAAGAAUAUAUUGGUAUUACUUAUGUCAUUAAAGGCUGGUGGAGUUGGAAUAAACCUUACUGCAGCAUCUAAUGCCUUUGUCAUGGACCCCUGGUGGAACCCAGCUGUUGAGGAACAGGCUGUGAUGCGCAUUCAUCGUAUUGGUCAAACUAAGAACGUAUCUAUCAAAAGAUUCAUUGUAAAGGGAACAGUGGAGGAAAGAAUGGAAGCUGUGCAGGCACGAAAACAGAGGCUGAUCUCUGGGGCCCUAACUGAUCAGGAAGUUCGCACUGCACGCAUAGAAGAACUGAAAAUGCUCUUCACUUAGAAGUUUAGGAGGUAGUGCUAUCCUUCUGCAUCUGAAUACAUUGUAGAUGCUGAGGUAUGGUUCUUUGAUGGGUCUAUCACUGCAAUUCUGGUAUACAGCAAUUGGUCAUGAGACAAGCUUGUUUGCAAGCUUUGUUGAUAGAUAGAUAUUGAUGGGUGGCGGAGGCUAAUGUGCGUGCUCCAUAGCAUCAGCUUUAUCCUGAUUUUCUCAAUCAGUUACAGUUGCCAGUGCUGUAUAUAUUGCCUUCAGUCUUCUGAUUCCAGAUUCUGCAAUUGUCGCAAUGCAUGAGCAAUACAUUGUGGCAGCGACUUGGUUUUGUCAAAAGGAAAUAUUUGUGAAAGCUUUAGGCAAGUUUUGUAUUAUGAAAUGCUUCGAGCACAGAUACGGGCAGGUUAUAUAGCCCCUGUAAACAUGCAUGACAUUAAUGGGGACAAUCCGGUUGCAACUCCCAUGUUGCCGAUUUACAUGAACUGAGUAAUUGAUAGAAAUGGAAGCAAGUCAAUAACCUUUUAAUUGCUGAGA
Molecule: messenger RNA, 3868 nt
Organism: Elaeis guineensis (African oil palm)
Lineage: Eukaryota; Viridiplantae; Streptophyta; Magnoliopsida; Arecales; Arecaceae
Product: DNA repair protein RAD5A
Biological process (GO): DNA repair
Cellular component (GO): nucleus
Molecular function (GO): ATP binding; ATP-dependent activity, acting on DNA; zinc ion binding
Source: RefSeq, a predicted model, not a curated record